AUGCACCAUCGUCGUCGCCGCCACGCCGGAGAGGCCUCACGGGGCGCGGUAGCAUCAGCAUCGGGAGGAGAACGAGGCCGAGGGGGCCUCCGCGCCAAGCAGCGCACGCGCCGUGCGCCGCGGCCGCCUCAGGAGCUGAGGGCCCGCGAUGUGUCAGAGGCGCAGGCACGGAACCAAGAUUCUACGAGGAGUUCUUCGUCUCCCGCGCACAUGGAAGAGGACGACGAGGAGGCGGGCCUUAUCUGGACCAGGGACAAGGGCUCCGACGACGGACUGGACUCCAAAGACAACGCAGCGCCCCGACAGGCUCAGGCCAGCGACGGGUGGAUCAAGUGGGCGGCCGCGGCCACGCUUCUGGUCCAGAACUCAGGCACGAACCUGAUCAUGCCGCUGGCCCAGAUGACCGAGUGGAACUCCCAGUCGGGGGUCAUCAACCAGGAGCUCGGCAAGCUCGUGGUCAGCGCGGCGGCGCUCGUCUGGGGCGGCGGCCUCCCGAACCUGGCGGCCGCCGCCCGGCCGACGCCAGAGGCGCUGAAGACGGCCGUCCCGGCGCUAUGCGGUGGGCUGUGCGCCGGCCGCCGAGCCCCAGUGGGCCCA
Molecule: messenger RNA, 597 nt
Organism: Prorocentrum cordatum
Lineage: Eukaryota; Dinophyceae; Prorocentrales; Prorocentraceae
Source: the annotation of a GenBank genome assembly